Molecule: messenger RNA, 3276 nt
Organism: Raphanus sativus (radish)
Lineage: Eukaryota; Viridiplantae; Streptophyta; Magnoliopsida; Brassicales; Brassicaceae
Exons: 6
Coding region: 1-3276 (1091 amino acids)
Source: RefSeq, a predicted model, not a curated record
AUGAAAUGCCCAUGUAACCGUUGUCUUCUUACCAAAUCUUUGUCAAGAGAUGAUAUCGAAGGUGACUUGAUGUGCUAUGGGUUUUUAAGUUCUUACACAAGUUGGAUACUACAUGGAGAGGAAGUGUGUAUCACGGGAAAUGCAAGAUUACCUUCUGAUGUUAAUGUAGUUGAAUUGGAUUCAACUUUGAAUCUUUUGGAUGACAUUUUUCCUGAUAUCAGCAUGAAUAUGCCUGGUGAACAUGGAAACGAAACAACCAGUCAACCAAUGGGCACAGAUAGACCAUCAACUUCAAGUGGAACCUUUGGAAAAGGAGAAAGUUUUGAUGAGUUGUUUGCUGAUUAUAAUCAAGAGCUGUAUCCAGGAUGUAGUAAGUUUACGAAGUUGUCCUUUAUACUAAAGCUAUACCAUAUCAAAUGUAUGUGCAAGAUUAGCGACAAAGGAAUGUCCAUGGUGCUUGAUUUGAUGAAAGAAGCAUUUGCACAUGCCAAAUUGCCGGAUUCGUUUAAUGACAUGAAAAAGGUUAUUCGCAAAUUAGGAAUGACUUAUGAGUCAAUCCAUGCAUGUCCAAAUGAUUGCAUGUUGUAUUGGGAGGCGGAUGCAGAAAGAGAAAUUUGCAAAGUCUGUGAAGCUUCUCGUUGGAAAGAAAAUGCAAAGAGCACAAAUUCUGAAUCAGAGAAAAAAAAGAGUAAAGCUCCUGCAAAAGUUUUGCGUUAUUUUCCUCUAAAGCCACGAUUGCAGCGUUUAUUCAUGUCAUCCAAAACUGCUGCUCACAUGAAAUGGCAUGCAACUGCUACUAACAAUGAUGGUAAACUUCGUCAUCCACGAGAUGGUGGCGCUUGGAAAGAAUUUGAUCAAAAACAUCCUGAAUUUGCUUCUGAUCCAAGGCACGUCAGAUUGGGCUUGGCGACAGAUGGUUUUAACCCAUUUGGUACAAUGAGUAGCAGUUAUAGCGUAUGGCCGGUGAUAUUAUUUCCUUAUAAUUUUCCACCGUGGAUGUCAAUGAAGCAUACAUCAAUGAUCCUUUCUAUGGUUAUCCCCGGAAAACACAUGCCUGGUAAUGAUAUUGAUGUCUACUUGCAACCACUUAUCAAAGAGUUGAAGGAGUUAUGGUUUGAUGGGAUUGAAACGUUAGAUUCUUCGACAAAGCAAACUUUUAACAUGAGAGCAGCUCUUAUGUGGACAAUUAGUGAUUUUCCUGGUCUUGGAAAUUUGUCGGGUUGGAAUACAUAUACAGCAUCAGCAUGUCCAAGCUGUAAUUUUGAUGGAAUCGGACAACGAUUACGCCAUGGAAAAAAAAAUUGUUUUAUAGGUCAUCGUCGAUUUCUUCCUCCAGAUCAUGGGUUUCGUCAGAAUACUACACAUUUUGAUGGAAAAAUAGAAACUAGACAUCCACCAGCCACAUUGACAGGCUCUGAAAUUUUUCAUCAACUACAACAAGUCGAUGUCACCCUUGGAAAGAAAAAUAGUUUAGUUGGAGUUGGAAGAAAGAGAGAUCGAAGUGAUACUGGAAGAUCUAGUACUCAACAGUGGAAGAAAAGAAGUAUAUUUUUCGAGUUGCCCUAUUGGGAAGUUACAAUGUUGCGACAUAAUUUGGAUGUCAUGCACAUAGAGAAGAAUGUGUUUGACAAUCUAGCCUACACAUUGUUGGAUGACAAAAACAAAUCGAAAGAUAAUCUGAAUGCUAGAAGAGAUCUUCGUGAGCUGGGUAUACGUUCUGACUUGUGGCCUGAUGAUAAUGACAAGUAUCAAGCUGCGUGUUUUUCUCUGAACAAUCAUGGAAAAGAUACUUUUUUAAGUGUCUUACAAAAUGUAAAACUUCCAGAUGGUUAUGCUUCUAACAUAUCAAGUUGUGUUGAUGUUAGUGGUCGAAAGCUAGCAGGCUUAAAAAGCCAUGAUUGUCACGUGAUAAUGAGAGAUUUAUUUUCAGUCGCAGUUCGAAAUCUGCUGCCAACAGAUGUGACGUUAACUAUUGUCGAAAUCUGUCAGUUUUUUAGAGACAUCUCUGCAAAAGUUCUUGAUAUCGAUGAGCUUGAUAGAUUACAAGAUCGUAUUGUGGUGACUUUAUGUCGCAUGGAGAUGUUUUUUCCUCCAUCCUUUUUUACAGUGAUGGUACAUUUGAUAGUACAUCUCACAGAAGAGGCAAAACUUGGUGGACCAGUUCCAUUUCGCUGGAUGUAUCCGAUUGAAAGGACUCUAGGAUACUUUAAAUCAUAUGUUCGGAAUCGCGCUAAGCCAGAAGGAUCUAUAUGUGAGCAGUAUUUAGCUGAUGAGUGUAUAACAUUUUGUUCAAUGUAUCUCAAUGAUAUAGAGACACGAUUCACUCGGACUGGCCGCGUUGAUGAUCAGCCUUUAGCUGAUACUAACAUUAGACCACAUUCAGAACUUCCCCUUGUUUUCCCAAACCAUGGAAGAUUUGUUGGAGCAGGUCAAGUUUGUUCUCUUAAUCAUAUUGAGAGACAACAAGCACAUCGACAUGUAUUGAUCAACUGUCAACUACUUGAUCCAUUACGAGAGAAAUAUAAAAAUGAGUUGUUGACGAAACAAUCUCAUCAAAGCAAUAGGCAUCGCGCUAUUGACAUUGAUCGAGAAAUGCAUCUUGAUAUUGCUAACUGGCUCAAACAGAAAGUAGAAUCAAAUGAGUUAGAUGGGAUAACUGAUGAUAUACGGUGUUUAGCUUUGGGUCCAUCCGAUAAAGUAUUGAAGUACACAGCUUAUAAUAUCAAUGGUUGCAAGUUCCGUACAACAGAAAGAGAAGCUAACUUGAAAACACAAAAUAGUGGUGUUUAUGUGGCUGCUGAGACUAUGAGCUAUGCUAGUUCUCGUGAUCCUAACCCAAGAACAGGAAUUGUUCCAUACUAUGGCAACCUUACCGAAGUUAUGGAGUUAAACUACUAUGAAGUUUUCAAAGUUGUUUUAUUCAAGUGUACAUGGGCGGACACCCAGGAUGAACCAUAUAUAUUGGCGUCUCAAGCAAAAAUGGUUUACUACGUUAAAGAUCCGUCUGAGUUAGAGUGGAAUAUUGCAAUUCAUAUGCAGCCGAGAGAUCUCUCUGGACUCCCAAAUGAAAAAGAAGCUGUUUAUGGAGCUUUGAACAAAUGGGUAGCUUUGAUGAUAGCUUUGUAUGCCCACCAUGACCUUCAAGAUAAGGUUAUUGAGGUGUUCGCAGACAUGGAGGAGCUGAAGGUGAGGCCAGACGAAGAUACAGCGAGGAGAGUGGCAAGAGCUUUCAGGGAACUCAGCCAAGAAGAAAAACAAGAACUGAUACCUAAUUAA